AUGGUUGAAAUUAACGAAAUUGAAUUCAUUGAAGAAACAGAAUAUUUUAAAUUUCAACAUGGAGCAUGUUUUUGCAUGUUAGAUAAUGAGAAAAAAGAAAAUAGAAGUGUCGAUAAUUUACAAGAUAAAAUUUUUAAAAAUAAUUUCAUUAUUAGUAAUGUAAAACAGAAAGGUUUGUAUUUUUUUAAUAAAAGGGUACAAAUUUUUUCUUUAUUAGAUUUUUUAUAUAAAAUUGAUAAUGAUAAUAAAAAUAUACAAAUUAAAUCAUUGCCUUUUGAAGAAAAUGUUGUACUUAUAGAGAAUAAUAAAAGUGAUGAUAUAACAUUUAUAUAUACAGACCGUCAAAACAUUUAUAUAUUUGAUUAUGAUAAGGAUGAAAUAAAAUUACACGUCCGUGUGAAUAUCAAAAUAAAUAAGUUCAAACAUAUAGGUAAUUUUGUGUUUUUAAUUUUGAGCGAUGAUAAGAAGAUAUACUUUUUAAAAGAUAAGGAAUUAUACGAGUGCCUUGAUGUGACCGAACCAAUUAACAGUAUCGAUGAAAAGAAUGGGUUGUUUUUAUUCACACAUGCAGAUAAAGAAAUAAUUACUAUAAAAGAUGAAAAUAAAAAGCAUACAUAUGAUUUAAGUUCUUUGAGCAAAGAUAUAGAUAUUCCAUAUGAGAAUUGUAAUAUAAUAUGUGCAAAGAUUUUAGAACACAACAAAAAGGAAACCAAAUUAUUUAUAGUUGUGUUAUAUAAUAAUGAAGGUGAUAUAACAUGUGUUACAUAUGAUAUAAAUAUAGAAGGGUAUGAAAUAAAACGUGUGAAUUAUUCUAUGAAUGAUUUUUUUUUUGAAGAAUAUAAAAAGGAUGAAAUAUAUAUAAAAACAAUGUAUAUAAGUGAAUGGAAAAUAUUAGUUUGUCUUUCAUCUGAGUCAUGUGAAGUAGUUGUAUAUACACAUAAUGAUAAAUUAAGUGAAAUGGAUAAAUCUAAUGAUAUGAAAGUGUUAUGUAUAAAAGAAGGAUAUAAAAUUAAUACAAGAGAAUCGGAUACUUUUUUCAUAUCAUUAUUUAUGUAUUCAAAAUAUGUAGAUAAAAUAUAUAGAAAAAGUAAAUUAGGAAAUGUUCCAUUUUUAAAAAAUCCAGUUGUAUUUUUUCUCUUACAACAAAAUUUUAAAAUUGUAGUGGAAUAUUUGGAUCAAUUUAAAUUAGAAGAUAAUAUAGAUGGUAAUAUAAAUUCUGUCAAAGAAGAUACAAUUGAAAAUGAUAUGAAAGAAGUCACUCUUUUACCUACACUUAUGAAUGAUAUUAUUGAAAAUUAUAAUAAGGAACAUCAUAAGGAUAUUCUAAAAAUAUUCAAAAUGAAAAAAUGUCCAAAUGAGCAAAAAGAAAUAAAGGAAGUAAAAAGUGACAUUAAAUCAGGACAAGAUAGUUCUUUGAGCAAUAUAAAAUUGGAUGAAGCAAAAAAUGUAUCGACUACUACUACUAUAAAUAAUAAUAAUGAUAAUACUAAGAAGGGAUAUAAUUUUACUUUUAGCAUGUUUGGUAUUGGUAGUGGGAAUAAGUCAGGAACAUCCAAAAAUGUAGUAAAUGAAAAAACUACCACAAAAGUGGACGAAUUACAGCCAAUUAAAAAAAUUGAAGAAUCAGUUGCUGGAUUUCAAAUUCUUGAAAAAGAUCAAGCAAAAAGGAUGGGAGAGAUAGAAACAGGAAGGACAGACAAAAUGGAAAAGUAUGCUCAAAUUGAUAAGGUGAAUCAAAUCGAAGAAAUGGAUAAUAUAAAAAAAUAUAUGCAUGGAAUGAAAUCCAAGAUGAAAAAUCAAAAUGAUGAAGAGGAAUCUAAAAUAUCAGAUAUAUUGUAUGAAGAUAAAUAUAUGAUUAUAAACAAACUAUCAGGAAAAUAUAAUAAACUUAUAAGGAAUAGUAUGUUUGUGAGUGAAGAUAUAUUAAAAUAUAAAAAUAUUAAUACAAUUAAAAAGAAUAAAAUAGCCAAGUUUAAUAAACGAAAAGAAUAUUAUUAUAGUGCAGAUAAAAAAAAAAUAAUAUUUGUAAAUGAAGAUAAUGAAGAAGAUAAGAAAUCUAAAAAAAACCAAAAGUCUGAUUUUCAUAGUUAUUUUAACCCUAUAGAUUUGGAUAUGUAUUAUCAUGAAAAGUUAUCAGAUGAACAUUGUGAAAAGAUAAUAAAAAAAAUUGAAAGAAAACAUAAAUUUUUAUUUAAUGAUAUAAAAAGUAUGUUUGUCGGUGUAGAAAAUGUAAAUGCAAGUGAUUCAAAAAAUAAAAGUGAUAAUGAAAAUUAUAACAACAAUAAUAGUAAUAAUUUUGCUAAUAACCAAGUAAAUAAAAAUAAUAAAAACAAUGCCUUAGAUUAUUCCUUCGAAUUAGAUAUAUCCAAAGAUGAGAUGAACAAAUUUUAUCAAGAAUUAGAUAAGUAUUUUUUAAAAAAAAAAUUAUUAAAAGUUAAAAAUGACUUUUUUGAUAAAUUAAAAAAUUAUGAUGAAUAUAAUAAAAAUAUUUUCCAAACAUUAUUUUAUAAUAUUUAUAUGCAUAAUGGAUUAAAUACUUGUGAAUUGUUUAUAUAUUUUAUAUUAAGAAAUAUGCAAAUACCUAGUUUUCCUUCUUCAUUAUAUAUAUUACAAAAUUAUUUUGUUAAAUUAAUUAUUUUAAAUAUGAAGUUAAGGAAUAUAGACAAUAACAGCUUAAAUGAUUUAUGGAAUAAUAAUAAUGAUGCAAUAAAAAAUAUGUUACAUAAUAAAAGUCUUUUAAACAAAUCUGAUCAAAAUAAUAAGAAUAAAAAUAAAAAUAAAAGUAGUUCUAUAUAUUAUGAAGGACUAACUAAUUUUGAUAGUGAAUAUUCAGCCGAUGGUUUUUAUGAAGAAGAUAUAUAUAAAAAAGUAAAAAAUGAAAAAGAUGAAGAUAAAAAAAUUGAAUACUUAUCAAAAAUUAUUCCUUUGUUUAAAGAUGAAUUAAAUAAAGAAGAAGAAGUAGCUAUAUUCAAUUUAGUAAAUUCUGGUGUAAACUUUUUAAAUACUCAAAUAUGUUCAUUCUUUUCUCAAAAAUUAUUACCUAUCAUUUAUUAUAAUAAUUUGAAUUCAUUAGAUAAAGAUAUAGGAGUAAUGAAAAUAUUUUUUUCAAAUUUUGUGUUAAGUGAUGAUGAUUUAGAAAACAUAACAUAA
Plasmodium adleri (nom. inval.) is the source of this 3150-nucleotide messenger RNA. RefSeq names its product conserved Plasmodium protein, unknown function. The transcript has 2 exons. The coding region runs from base 1 to 3150 and encodes 1049 amino acids. NCBI's taxonomy places the organism in Eukaryota, Apicomplexa, Aconoidasida, Haemosporida, Plasmodiidae. The record is from RefSeq and is a predicted model, not a curated record.